This is a messenger RNA of Papaver somniferum (opium poppy), 1877 nucleotides long. RefSeq names its product pantoate--beta-alanine ligase-like. The transcript is spliced from 5 exons. Gene Ontology annotation, biological process: pantothenate biosynthetic process. Lineage: Eukaryota; Viridiplantae; Streptophyta; Magnoliopsida; Ranunculales; Papaveraceae. The record is from RefSeq and is a predicted model, not a curated record. Gene Ontology annotation, molecular function: pantoate-beta-alanine ligase activity. Bases 757 to 1698 code for a protein of 313 amino acids.
AAAUCCAAGGCAUAGAAUUUCUAUUGACCUGAUUAGCUAUUUCAGAGAUGAAGUCCCAUGCUUCAUUUUUGUUAGAUGGAUAAGGACUACCAUAGAAGCAAGUUAGAAGCCAAGGAAUAGAGUUUGUAUUGGUUUGAACUAUGAUAUUUAUCAUGUUUAGAUUCCACUGCACAAUUUCAAAUGAGAAUCCAUCAACCCAUCCUAUAACUAGCCCUCCUGCUGCUCCAAUUGGAUCAACUAUAUGAGUAUCAGGGAAGUCAUUAAGGAUACUUUUCACUACGUGUCUUUUAGAUUUAGUUUCGGAUAAGAAGAUGAUUUCUGAUCUAUCCUUACUUAUUAAUUAAUUUAGGUGAUUUUGUGUGAAAGGGAUUCCACACCGUUGGACAUUCCAAGCAAUAAUUUUCAUGGUCAGCCAACAGGAACUUUGAUCAAUGCGCAGUUUUUAGUGUAUUCAGAUCUAAUUCUCUUUGACAUUUGGUCAAUUUUUAUGCUUACUUUUCAUACGUUAUUGUAAUUUCUUUUUUUGAACAUUUGAUGGACUAACAUUUAACAUUUUAAUAUGGGUUCUGAUUUCUAUUUUAUCUUUUGAAGUUUGGAGACCUUUAGCUAUAGAUUGAGUGAGAUCUUUAGUUAUAGACUUUUAUGUUGGUCAGGGUUAAUAUUGAUUAUGAGUUUCUAUUUUCUUUAUGCAUGAGGUAUUGUAAGUGCACAAGCGAAGAUUUUCAGUAGUGAACAAAGAAAGAAGCAGAGAAGGCCAUGGUAGAGAAAGAGAUAGAGAUAAUUACAGACAAGGAGGUAAUGAGAAAAUGGUCAAGAUCCAUGAGAGUUCAAGGCAAAACAAUAGGUUUAGUACCUACAAUGGGUUACCUUCAUGAAGGUCACCUUUCCCUUAUCAAAGAAGCGCAAAAGCAAGCACAAGUCAUUGUUGUCUCAAUCUAUGUCAACCCAUCUCAAUUUGCCCCUUCUGAAGAUCUUACAACAUAUCCUUCUGAUUUUCAUGGUGAUAUUCAGAAGCUUAAGUCGAUCCCUGGUGGUGGAGUUGAUGUUGUAUUCCACCCUCAAAAUCUGUACGAUUAUGGAGAAUUCAUUGACAGUUAUACUAAUAAAGAAGAGAAGGAUAAAGGAGUGGAUUCUUGUAUUGGCGGAGAAGGGAAAUUAGGGCACGAAACGUGGGUGAGAGUUGAGAGGUUGGAGAAGGGAAUGUGCGGAAAAAGUAGGCCUAUUUUUUUCAGAGGUGUUGCUACUAUUGUUACUAAGUUGUUCAAUAUAGUUGAGCCUGAUGUUGCUGUCUUUGGCAAGAAAGAUUAUCAGCAAUGGCGAAUUAUUUGUCGGAUGGUACGGGACCUCGACUUUUCUAUUGAAAUAGUUGGUUGUGACAUAAUGCGUGAUGCUGAUGGCCUCGCGAUGAGCUCGCGCAAUGUGAAACUCUCGCCUGAUGAGCGGGAAAAGGCCUUAUCUAUCAGCAGAUCACUCUCAAGAGCUAAAUCUGCUGCAGAAAAUGGUCAAAUUUCAUGUACAGAAUUGAGAAACUCCGUAAUCCAAGCAAUUCUUGAAGCUGGAGGGAAAGUUGAUUAUGCUGAGAUUGUGGAUCAGGAGUGUUUGGAAGCAAUGGAAAAAAUACAUUGUCCAGUCGUGUUUUGUGUUGCUGCCUGGUUUGGGAAGGUUAGACUUAUAGACAACAUUGAAAUCAAUCACUGAUCAACCGUAGCCUGUCUAAUAUCUGGAUUCUGGUUAUAAUAAGAUGGAACCUUAAGUAAGUUUAUGUUAGUCUUUUGCGUGUACCAAACUAGCAUCUCGGAUUGUAAUAAUGAUCCCUCAACUGUUAUACAAAAUUGCAUUUUGAGGCCAAUUCUUUAUACGUUGCUCCUUUUCUUCAA